Messenger RNA from Panicum hallii, 3165 nucleotides. RefSeq names its product pentatricopeptide repeat-containing protein At5g01110. The transcript has 4 exons. Bases 138 to 2174 code for a protein of 678 amino acids. NCBI's taxonomy places the organism in Eukaryota, Viridiplantae, Streptophyta, Magnoliopsida, Poales, Poaceae. The record is from RefSeq and is a predicted model, not a curated record. Gene Ontology annotation, molecular function: protein binding.
GACUUGCAUUCGGCGAAGCUAUCCUACUCGAGAUCGGAUGCGACCUGGUGGAUCGAACGAACUAUCGAAGCCGCGUACCCAGGGCCUCUGCGUAUUCUUGGUGGCUGAUUACGUAAACCUGAGUCGAACACGGGUUUAUGGUUUGCCGCAUUUCUUCUUUUCCAUCCACUCCAAAACGCAAAGCAGAGCACACCCGAGUCCACCACCGCUCGCCGUCGCUAAUGACGAUCCCCCGUCGUCUUCCUCGCCUUCCCACGGCCACCGCUGCCAUCAAGCGGUCGGCCGGAACUCUUGUCGUCGACCUCGGAGGAAUCGGCGCGAGACCCUCAACGGCUGCCCUGGCUGCAGCCGCGACGGCCGCCGCCGCCGCCGGCCGCGCCUCCGAGUGCCAGUCCCUCCUCCUGCGCAUGUCCCGCCGCCGCGGCGCCUCCCGCCGCGAUAUCGUGUCCUCCCUCCUCGCCUCCUCCCCCACCUUUCCACAGACGCAGGUCUUCGACCUCCUCAUCCGCACCUACACCCAGUCCCGCAAGCCCCGGGAGGCCUUCGAGGCCUUCCGCCUCCUCCUCGACCACCGCGUCCCCAUCCCGGCCUCCGCAUCGAACGCCCUCCUCGCCGCACUCUCGCGGGCCGGGUGGCCUCACCUCACUGCGGAGGCCUACCGCCUCGUCCUCUCGUCCAACUCCGAGGUAAACGCCUACACGCUUAACAUCAUGGUCCACAACUACUGUAAAACCUUAGAGUUCGAUAAGGUUGACACUGUAAUCUUCGAGAUGGAGAAGAGAUGCGUUUUUCCGGAUGUGGUUACACAUAAUGUGAUGAUUGAUGCCAGGUUUCGUGCCGGAGAUGUGGAUGCAGCAAUGGCAUUGGUCGAUUUGAUGGCUAAUAAGGGGCUGAAGCCUGGCAUCGUGACAUACAAUUCAGUGUUGAAGGGUUUGUGCAAGCACAGAAGGUUGGAUAAAGCAAAGGAGGUGUUCGGAGCAAUGGACCAAUGUGGUGUUGCAGCGGAUGUUCGGAGUUUCAAUAUUUUGAUUGGGGGAUUUUGCAGAGUUGGGGAGGUUGAGGAGGCAGUGAAGUUUUACAAGGAGAUGCGACAGCAUGGUGUUACACCAGAUAUGGUCAGCUUUAGCUGCUUGAUUGGAUUGUUCUCAAGGAGGGGAAAGAUGGACCAUGCAGCAGAAUACUUGAGGGAAAUGAGGGUUUUUGGUUUGGUGCCUGAUGGUGUGAUUUACACAAUGGUCAUAGGUGGAUUUUGUAGGGCUGGGUCAAUGUCUGAGGCUCUGAGGGUUAGGGAUGAGAUGGUUGGUUGUGGAUGUCUGCCAGAUGUGGUAACCUACAAUACCCUGUUGAGUGGGCUUUGUAAGCAUCACAGGUUGCUUGAUGCUGAGGAGCUUUUGAAUGAGAUGAAGGAGAGAGGGGUUACACCAGAUUUAUGCACUUUCACAACUUUGAUUCAUGGAUAUUGUAGGGAGGGUAAUAUAGAGAAAGCAUUGCAAUUGUUUGACACAUUGUUGCAGCAGCGCUUGAGGCCAGAUGUUGUGACAUACAAUAGUUUGAUUGAUGGGAUGUGCAGAAAAGGUGAUCUGGCCAAAGCUAAUGAGCUAUGGGAUGACAUGCAUGCUAGAGAAAUCUUUCCCAAUCAUGUUACCUACAGCAUCCUGAUAGACAGCCACUGUGAGAAAGGACAAGUUGAAGCUGCAUUCAGUUUUUUGGAUGAAAUGGUCAAUAAAGGCAUUGUACCAAACAUCAUGACCUACAAUUCCAUUAUCAAGGGUUAUUGCCGGUCAGGUAAUGUAAGAAAAGGGCAGCAGUUCUUGCAAAAAAUGAGGCAAGACAACAUACUGCCGGAUUUAAUUACUUUCAACACCUUGAUCCAUGGUUAUAUUAAAGAAGGAAAUAUGGGUGAAGCUUUCAAUGUACUUAACAUAAUGGAGAAGGAAAUGGUACAGCCAGAUGUUGUCACGUAUAAUAUGCUCAUAAACGGGUAUUCUGAAUAUGGCAAUGUGCAAGAAGCCGGUUGGGUUUUUAAGAAAAUGGGUGCUAGAGGAAUUGAACCUGAUAGAUAUACAUACAUGUCUAUGAUAAAUGGUCAUGUUGCAGCUGGCAACUCGAAGGAGGCAUUUCAGCUUCAUGAUGAAAUGAUCCAUAGAGGAUUUGCUCCUGAUGACAAAUUCUGAGAAGUACUGGUAAUGGUAUUGUACUCUUGCCAGUGUCUUUGGAAUUGUUGCCUCCACAGAUAUUGUGAAUUUGAUGAGGUGUUGAAGGAAGUUAUUACUAUGGAAGUUCUCUCCCAUGGGAACUUUGUAUUGUGGGAGUGGUUUGUUCACCAAGGUCCAGGAAUGUUGGACAGAAGAAUUAUAGAAAAUCUUCUUAACCUCUCAGGGGCAGAUCCAGAAAAAUGGGAGAGCACUGGAACUUCAUUACUUGGUCUUGGUGAGAGAGACAGAUACUACAAAGUAGGUAAUGCCCGAGCUGCGUAUAUGGUCUACAGAUUCCACAAUAUGGCUAAGCAAAAACUGCUGCCCAGAAAAAAGAUAGAAAAUUGAAUGGGAUGCUAAAUAUGCCGUCUCCUUCAGUCUGCGCUCCAUAAGAGCAGCCAAAAGAACAUUGAAUGGGAAAAUGAAUAAAAGAACACUGUAUCAAAACUGUACAUACCUUCAAAAGUCUUCAUGGGUUUGGGCAUCUUCCUCCAGGAUUAUUGGGAUCAAAUGUGCAGCCGGAUGCGCCGGGCAUUGAGGAAGUCAAGGACGCCGAGCUUCCUCCAUGUGGGCUUGAUUUCUCUCUCAGAACACGGGAUGCAGCGAUAGUGGCGGCUUGUGCGCUCAGGACCAGGAUGAGAAUGAGAAUCAAAGGCAGUGCUUGUUUUCUUUGGUACAACAUAGAUGGCAUUCUGGUAUCUUCUGAAGUUUAGUAGUAUCGGGUGAGAUUCGAGGCUUACGUUUGGUAAGGCUAUAUAGGAGCAUAUGCUUAGCACUCCGCGUUUGGUUUCCUUGAGGCUCACGGUUUCGACGCGUUCAACAGUUCUGGCAUGUGGAAUAUUGGCAAAAGUUGACCGCUGCAAGAGUCGCGUCGACUCGCCGGAACAAGUUCACAGAAGGAACACACUUCCACAAUUGUAUUUCUGAAGUAAAAUAAGAUCGUUUGUUUACUGUUUCUGCUGCUAUUUAA